AUGGAUAACUCGCGGAAAAAUAGUAGGAGAAUUAGAAAGAAGUCUAAAUCAAGAGCUAUAAACAAGAAAGUGUCUCUUCAUCAAAUGCCAAAAAUUUCUCCAGUCAAACAAAUGCUUGGCCAUGGAUUUCACAAACACAAUACUUCAAUAGAUCUAUAUAAACAAGGAGUUUUGACAUCAAAAUGAAGUCAUAAAUAAAUUUACAUUUCAAAAUAAGUUCAAAAACCCUCCAAAAUCCACUAAAAACACAAAGAACGUUCACUUAAAUUCUUCAUUUUUGUUGAAUGAAAACUCCAGAUGUGAGAGUUCACAACAUAUGCUAAAUAAUACCAUGAAUGAGAGAAGGAUAUCUGAUCCAAUCUUAAUCAAUAACCAAAGUUCCAAAUAUCUGAAGAGUAUUCCAAAGAACCUGUCUGGAAAGGACAAAAACGGGCAUCCGGCAUCUCAUAAUAUCUCUCAUUUGAGCUUGAUAAAAGCAAGAAGACCUAAAAGAGACCAGAUUCAAUCACUUAUAAAUAGGACAGAAGAAGACAUACAACUAAAAAGAUUAGAUUCUGAUUCAGAUAUGGAGAAUUUUGAAGAUAUCGAAGAGUCUAAAGAUGGGAUUAUCUCCAAAGAUAACAACAUUGGUAAUAUGCUCAACAACUCAAGAAAUAACUUUGGAGGCUCUUCAAGAAGAAAAUUAUCAUACACUAAUGCUGAAGGGAUGAAUUUAGUUCAAAGAGUAAAUAAUUUGAAUAAAACUCAUGAUUAUCAUCAUUCUGCUCUAAAUCUUCAUUCAACUAACUUGAAACUACUUGGAAGAGAAGAUGAUCAGAAAUUUUCAAAUUUCAGAAGCAAAUAUCAGCAAUGAAAUCCUCAUGAAAUCUCGCUGGGCAACUUCAAACAUGCUAUUAAAAGAAGUAGUAACUCUAGAAGUUCGACUAGAUAUGCUAAGAAUUUUGAGACUUUUCCAAAUGCCCUUCUUAAUGAUAAAUCCAUUACGAAAUAUGUAGAUACUAGCCAAUUGCUUAAUAAUGAAGAGCCUCAUAAAAAUGCGAAGAGUCAAAAUAAAAUUCAUGAUAAUGAAGAAGUGAAGCUGUUUACUGAUGAUGAAUUCGAUGAAGAUGAGUUUUAUAUCAGGCCAGAUGAAGAGAUAAUGAUCACUCCCUCUACUGAUAGUAAACACAUGAGUAGGAUAUACCAAGAUGCUCUAAAUCAGCAAUCUGAUUCAGUUGAAAAACCUCUAAAAAGAGUUUCAAAAUUAAGUGGGAUACUUGAUAGUUCACAUAAAUCUGAAUAUCAGAAAUCUAGUUCAAACAUUGUACCUAAGAUUGAGCUAUCUUUGAUCCCUGACAACCAGUACACAGAAAAUGAGAUUAACCUAGGAAAAUGAGAAGAAGACCAGUUCCCCCUUGUUGAAAAUAUUGAUCUCAUGAUGCUUGAGGAAGAAUUAGAUCAGGAAGAAGUUCAACCAAACCUUCAGAAUCGGAACAACCUAAUAACAUUCGACUCAAAAUGUGCUGCCCCUCAGGUGGAGGCAAAUUGAGGAGUGGGGAAUCUCGAGAAUUCUCUUAGAAUUUUAGAUAAGCAAAUUGGUGCUAAAAUUCAUUUAACCUCUGAUUUUGGAUGCUCCAAAUAAAGAUGCUGAAUGACAAGUCAAUAUUAAAGACCCAGAAAUGCUAAUCAAGAGAGAUAAGGAGGUCAUGAAAUGGAAAAAGGCAUUUCAGGCUGAGCAAAAGAAUAAUAAAUUAACCAGGACUGUCCUUGAUCAAGCUUUGGCCUUAUCCAUGAAAUUGUUAAACGAAGUGAAAGCUUUGGACAUAAAACUCUACAAAGAAACUGAGAAAAAUAAACAACUGGUUGGUAUUGUCACGAAAAAUGAUGUUGAGAUUGACCGAGGAGAUGGCACACCUUUGAAAAUGUCUAAUGAGAAAGACUCUGGAUCCUCUUGAUCUCACAUAAUAAGAAAAUCUACUGAAGAAAUCGAAAAUAUUAUCAGAAAAAUCCAGUUUGACAGCGAUAAAAAGAGAAGUGCUGAGAAACCUCCGCAGGUCCCUCGGUUUAAGUAA
Molecule: messenger RNA, 2051 nt
Organism: Moneuplotes crassus
Lineage: Eukaryota; Ciliophora; Spirotrichea; Euplotida; Euplotidae
Source: the annotation of a GenBank genome assembly